AAAAUUAGAAAUGUCAAUGUCACUAAUACUUCAUAGUCAAAUAAUACAAUAAUCAAGGAAAUAUUCAGAAAUAUUUGUGUGAUUUCUUAAAUACUUAACGUUUAUGGGACUACUUGUUAUAACCGCUUUAACAUUAUCUAGUAAAUAAUGUAUUUGACUUCAAGAAUUGGUUAUAUUCCUAGAGAAUUAAUUGCUUUACGAAAAAUAUCAGUCACUUCUAUACCAAGAAGUAUAUCGUCAAAUUAUAACAAACCUCUUUUCCGAAGCUAUAACACUGAAACACAUAAUGAAAAGGACCUACAACAAACACGAACCAUUAAAUACUUAUUGUAUUCUGUUCUCCUCGGUGCAGCAGCAUAUACUACCUAUAAAUACUGGAUAAAAUACAAUAUUUUUCCAUCAAUUACUGCUGCAGAAGAAAUUGCAGAGUCUGACUCGGACAGUGAGGUGGAUCAAAAAAAGAAGCGAUAUCGUAAAGAAAAAAUUGGAUUCAGAGACCGCAAGAUUAUUGAAUAUGAAAACCGUAUGAGAUCUUAUUCCACACCUGAUAAAAUAUUUAGAUAUUUUGCUACUGUGAAGUUGACAUUUGGAGAGAAUACAGAAAUUUACAUGACUCCGGAUGAUUUUUUACGGGCCAUCACUCCUGGCAUGAAACAACCUGAUGGUUUGGGCUUAGAUCAAUAUCGCAGAUACGACCCCAAGAACAUUAGUCAACGUCUCAAUUUGGACUUGGACGAAGAUUCAAUAUUUUACAAACUUGGCUCUUCUGGACUCAUCACCUUCAGUGACUACAUCUUUCUCCUAACGGUCUUAUCAACGUCACGAAGACAUUUCGAGAUAGCGUUUCGAAUGUUCGAUCUAAACGGCGACGGUGACGUGGACUGCGAAGAGUUCGAGAAGGUGGCCGCGCUCAUCAGGCAGCAGAGCAGCAUCGGGUCCAGGCACAGGGACCACGCCAACACUGGCAACACCUUCAAGGGCAUCAACUCCGCUCUCACAACUUACUUCUUCGGGCCGAAGUUGAAUCAGAAGUUGACGAUCGAAAAGUUUUUAGACUUCCAACACCAACUGCAAAAAGAAAUACUCUCGCUUGAAUUCCAAAGGAAACAACCAGAUGAAAAUGGGCGCAUCACCGAGGCUGAUUUCGCGGAGCUAUUGUUGGCAUACGCUGGUUACCCUGCCAAGAAAAAGGCGAGGAUGCUGAAACGAGUCAAAAAGACUUUCCGUGACCACGGCAUCGGCAUCACGAAGGAUGACUACCUGAAGUUCUUCCACCUGCUGAACAACAUCAACGACGUGGACACGGCGCUGACGUUCUACCACAUCGCGGGCGCGUCUAUCGACCAGCCCACGCUGCGGCACGUGGCGCGCACCGUCGCGCACGUGGACUUGCACCCGCAUGUCAUCAACGUCGUCUUCACUAUCUUCGAUGAGAACAUGGAUGGUCAACUCAGCAACCGUGAGUUUGUGGCGGUGAUGAAGAACAGACUGCUCCGCGGCCUGGAGAAGCCAAAGGACACAGGUUUUGUUAAACUUAUGCAUUCACUAAUCAAAUGCGCUAGAGACACAAAACCGGCUAUCUUAGAUUUCUAGAUAAAAAUAUAGUAGAUAAAAAUCCUCGACAUGUAAUAUACACUUCUCAGUUAAAAUUUUAGUGGAAUGUUAUUGAAAUUGUUACCAUUGAAGUGUUUUUUAUACUGUAUAUGUUAUAAAACAAUUGGUCUUCGAAUUUCGCAUUUUUUAUAAAAUUGGCUAUGAAUUUACAUUUAGUCUACUAAUGUAAUAAAUAUUAUAGAAUUUUGUUUAGGAUUAAUGUAUAUGGAGUUUGUUUAAGUAGUGGCUUUAUUAAGAAAAUCAAAAGUGAGAUGUUUUUAUUUCUAAUAAUUGUUCGACUAAGCUCUCUGUCUUGCCAUAUAAAGUAUUAAGUUUUACAAUGACAGUUAAUUUAAACUCAUUUCGUAUUUUGUGAUGCUUCAGACCUAAGAAUAGUUAAAACAACUCUAUUGAUACUGAUUUAUUGUUUUUUUAUGUCCGUAAGAGGGCUGUUUCGUUGUGUUACAUAAAAAAAAUUGUCUGUAAAUUUUUUGUCAUUCAAUAUUUUUGUGCAUUAUAGUCAAAUUAAUGAGACUUAUUUUACUUUAUUAAUAGCAAUUUAAGCAAGUAAUUUUAAGCAAUUAAUGAUGUUAUUGAAAAACAUAUUUUGUCACAAUAUCUUUAAGACAAUUUGUUAAUUUUAAAUCAAUUUUUAAUGUUGGAGUAUUAUCUAUUUAAUCCUAUAAAUAAUAUAAGCAAAUAUAUGUAAAAUAUCAAGUCCGAGACGAAGCACAGACGGCAGCUGCAUGUCGCAAACUGCAAGCAAAACUACUAUUUAUAUAUUUAUACAUAUAAUAAAACAAAGUACCCUUUUAUUUGUCUGUAUGUUAUCGAUUUUCUCAAAAUCUACUAAACCGAUUUUUAUUUUCACGCGGGCAAAGCCGCGAGCAAAAGCUAGAAUACACUAUGAACUUCUAUGAUAAUGAUUCCGAGCGACAUUGUACCUGCGGCCCACCGCAGCACCAGUGACAUAGACUACAAGGCAUGAACACUAUCUGUAGAAUCCAUACUAAAAUAAAAGCAACAAAACAUCAAUUUUAUUAAUAUCAUACAAUAUAGCAUUUACACGAGAGUGAGUGAUGAAAAAAUGCUUCAAAGUUUUUAUUUAGUUAAAAAAAAUCAUCAGAUGAAACGUCAAUGUCGAUUAAAUUUGUUAAAAUCAUGUCUCUAAAUGAAAAAUCUUCGAUCUUUACGUGUCACUUUUCGAAAUAUGACAUCAACUUAAUUUAAUUGGAUUGCUAUUGUGACUGACGUAAUGUAAAACUCUCUGGAAAUGCCUAAGACUUGCAAUCUUGGCAUGUGUGGCUUGCAGUCCAUCUCGGAAUGGAAAAGACCCCGACUGCAGAUAAUAAUGCGGUCGACUGCAACCGCAGGCAAAAACCGCCUGCAGCUGCAAUCUGUGGCUCGUCUCGGAUUUGUACCCUUAGGAUGUUUGUGUUAGACAUUAUAGUUUAUAGAUUUCGAUGAAAUUUGUCAGUUGGUACACAGAUAAAACAAGUAUUAAUAUAAUAUUACGUAUAUGUCAUAUUUUAUUGUAGAAAAGUGUACUCUGAGACUUUUAUUUUCGCAAAUAACAAUAGCAAAA
Molecule: messenger RNA, 3178 nt
Organism: Manduca sexta (tobacco hornworm)
Lineage: Eukaryota; Metazoa; Arthropoda; Insecta; Lepidoptera; Sphingidae
Gene: MICU1
Product: calcium uptake protein 1 homolog, mitochondrial
Exons: 10
Coding region: 148-1593 (481 amino acids)
Biological process (GO): mitochondrial calcium ion homeostasis; calcium import into the mitochondrion
Cellular component (GO): uniplex complex
Molecular function (GO): calcium ion binding
Source: RefSeq, a predicted model, not a curated record